GCAGCGCCACUCAGCCCGCCGCUUUAUCUGCCUGCGCGCGCUGGGAGUUGCUCUCUCGGAAGAACACACCGAGAAGGAAAAAUACUAACAAGCGGAAGAGCAGAGGCUCUGCUGCUGCUGCUGCUCCUUGUUUGAACGGCCAUGGUUGCUGCCGUCGUGGCCGCGCGCGCGUCUCCUCCCCCCGGCGCGGCGGGGUUGGGCGCGACCACGAUCAUCGCCUCUUCGUUCCACGGCAGCGCUCACUGCGCGUCCCCGUCCCGCGCGCUCCCGCCCUCCGCGGGCGCCGCUAGGCGCGGCGCGUGUUGCUUCGCCGCCACGAAGCCCACGCCGGCGGCGGUGGCGGCCGAUCUGGACGAGGAGAGGGACGGCGGUGCUGGCGGCGGGGCCAACGGCGCCGCUACGGACGCGAAGCCGCCGCGGAGGAAGCGCCGGUCCAGGAAGGGCAGGAAGUCGGCCGCCGCGCUGAAGCUGGAGGAGGAGGAGGAGGAGGCGGAGAAGAAGAGGAAGGCAGAGGAGGAGGCGGCCAUGAAAAAGAAGGCCGCGGAGGAGGAGAGCCGCGCGGCGGCGGCGGGGCUGGACCUGGAGGAGGUGAUGGCGGCGAGCCCCGUGGGGCUGGGGCGGCGCUCGCGGCAGCUGUUCGACGAGGUGUGGCGCAAGUUCUCGCGGCUGGGGCAGAUAUCCAGCGUCUCGUCCACGGAGGCGCUGGCCGAGGCGGAGCAGGCCGUGCUCGUCCGCGGCGGGCCCAUGUGCGAGUUCACCGUCCCCGGCGCCCAGGACACCACCGUCCUCGUCGUCGGUGCCACCAGCCGCAUCGGCCGGAUCGUCGUCCGCAAACUCAUGCUCCGAGGCUACAAUGUUAAGGCUUUAGUAAGAAGGGACGAUGCUGAAGUGAUCGACAUGCUUCCAAGGUCGGUGGAUAUCGUUGUUGGUGAUGUCGGUGAUCCUUUGACCGUGCAAUCAGCCGUGUCAGGUUGCAGCAAGAUUAUCUACUGCGCAACCGCGCGCUCAACCAUUACCGGGGACCUUAACAGGGUUGAUAACCAAGGGGUCAGGAAUGUUAGCAAGGCUUUCCAGGAUUACUACAAUGAGAUGGCUCAGCUCAGAGCUGGUAAAAGCAGCAAGAGCAAACUUUUGAUAGCAAAAUUUAAAUCUACCAAGUCUCUGAAGGGUUGGGAAGUGAACCAGGGAUCUUACUUCCCAAAUACCUUCGCUUCUAGUUCUAGGUUCGACGAAGGUAUCGAUGCAUCAUUUGAAUUUUCACAAUCUGGCCAGGCCGUUUUUGCAGGAUUUGUUUUCACAAGAGGUGGAUAUGUCGAGAUAUCAAAGAGGCUCUCUCUUCCUCUGGGUUCCACCCUAGACAGGUACGAUGGCUUGCUUCUUUCUGUGGGUGGAAAUGGACGAUCGUAUGUUGUUAUUCUUGAGACUGGUCCACUGGCUGAUACCUCACAGAGUAAGCAGUAUUUUGCUCGGAUGACUACAAAAGUAGGCUUUUGUAGGGUAAGAGUGCCAUUUUCAGCUUUUCGUCCAGUGAAACCAGAAGAUCCUCCCCUAGACCCCUUUCUUGUGCAUACACUAACCAUUAGGUUUGAACCCAAAAGGCAGAGACCUGGUGAUGGAUCCCAAGGUGCUACUGAUCCCAGAAAUUUUGAGCUAAUACUGGAAUACAUCAAAGCUUUACCUACUGGUCAAGAAACAGACUUCAUACUGGUCUCAUGCACAGGUUCUGGAAUUGAACCUAACAGAAGAGAACAAGUCCUCAGAGCAAAGAAGGCUGGAGAGGAUGCGCUGAGGAGGUCUGGCCUUGGAUACACAAUUGUACGUCCUGGUCCGCUGCAGGAAGAACCUGGUGGUCAGCGUGCACUGAUCUUUGAUCAAGGGAACAGAAUAUCUCAGGCUAUCAGCUGUGCAGAUGUGGCUGAUAUCUGUGUCAAAGCAUUGCAUGAUUCCACGGCAAGAAACAAAAGUUUUGAUGUAUGUUAUGAGUAUGUUGCUGAACAAGGGAACGAACUGUAUGAACUUGUGGCUCAUUUGCCAGAUAAGGCUAACAAUUAUCUUACACCGGCACUAUCGGUUCUAGAGAAAAACACCUGAUUAAUGGCACGGGUCCCUAAAAGUCAGUUUUGUGUCAUAUAUGGGUUAUUUACUCUGUAUACUAUUCCUCUUGUAAAGUCAUAUAUUCUUCCCAUAGAAGCCUUGUUGGAAUUCACAUGAUGAGCCCUUUUGUUUUUCUAAAGAUAGUCAACAAAUUGACUCCAUAACAAAUUGGAUGACUAUAAUGAUACAAUUUCCCGUUUCUACUC
Molecule: messenger RNA, 2300 nt
Organism: Brachypodium distachyon (stiff brome)
Lineage: Eukaryota; Viridiplantae; Streptophyta; Magnoliopsida; Poales; Poaceae
Exons: 13
Coding region: 142-2091 (649 amino acids)
Source: RefSeq, a predicted model, not a curated record